GGGGCUUACUGAGUUCAUGAGAAUGUAUGAGGGUGAGAGAGCGUUGAGAAGAGCAAAGCGCGAACGAGAGAUUUGUACAUUUGGAGCCGUUCCCUUCGAUUGUCGCCUACGGACGUCGAUUGAUAAACGUUUUCAUCUGAAACGAGAAGACAGCGAAGCAUGUCUACCAACGCAGAGGGAGAAAAGUAGUCCAUAUUGCGCGCUAUUCGUACAAGGGUGUCAGUCAAUGUGUAGUGGGCCACUCCAAGGCAGACACACUCCUCCUAUGUGUCCUUGUCCAGUCCUUGUGUGAUCUGAUCUGGGACCAGUGGGAUAAAUGAGUGGCCUGGCUGAGGGUCGCAGCGUUGGCACACACCACAAAGCCUACACAGUAGGAUGUCGUGGGUCCGAGGCUUCUUCGUAGCCAAAGUGGACGAACGAAAGACCGCGUGGGGGGAGCGCAAUGGCAGAAAGUCCAACAAGCGGAAGAACGGUUGCUCAGGGUCAUCUCUCUGCAAGCCCCGCUGCAUGAGCUGCCUGCGGGACGCUGAGGACCUGGACCCCACCCCUCCCACCCCCCAGCACUACCACCGUGGAGGAGGGGGGUCCGGCCCCAGCGGAGGGGGUAACUUUGGGAUGCGCUGUGGCUGGCAGGAGGACCACUAUGGGAAACGGACCGGGGCAGCGGGAGACCUGGGUUUGAAGGCCGUGGAUCUGGGGUUCGACGACGGAGACCUGACGGGGAGGAAAGGUCCAGGGGGGGAGGAUUUGGGGGAAGGAACAGGGGAGGACGGAGGAGCAUGCAAAGCCUUCACAGCCGCGGAGUGCUGGAUGCGCGUCGUACGAGUGUUCCAGUCCAAGAAAUUCACGUCGGCGAAACUGGAACGUCUGUACCAGCGCUACUUCUUCAGGCUCAACCAGAGCUCUCUGACUAUGCUGAUGGGUGUCCUUGUCAUAGUCUGCGGCGUCAUGCUAGCCUUCCACUGUGUCCACGCUCCACCUGACGUAGCCUACGCCUCGGUGCUCUCCGUGGCCAUGGCCCUCUUCCUGUCCAUGAUGGUGGUGUGUAACAGGAACGGCUUCCACCAGGACUACAUGUGGAUCGUCAGCUACUUGGUGAUCGGGGUGCUGCUGGUGGUCCAGGUGUUCGGGGUGUUGAUGGUUGCCCCCCGAAGCGCCUCCGAGGGGAUCUGGUGGUCCGUGUUCUUUAUAUACAUAAUCUAUACGCUGUUGCCAGUGAGGAUGAGAGCUGCAGUGCUGAGUGGAGGGGUACUGUCUACCAUACACCUCAUCACCGCAUGGCAACUCAACCAGGAUGAUGUUUUCCUAUGGAAACAGCUGAGUGCCAACGUGUUGAUCUUCCUGUGCACCAACAUGAUAGGUAUCUGUACCCACUACCCUGCCGAGGUAUCUCAGAGACAGGCCUUUCAGGAGACCAGGGGGUAUAUCCAGGCCCGGCUCUACCUACAGAGAGAGAAUCAGCAACAGGAGCGCCUGUUGCUGUCGGUGCUGCCGAGGCACGUUGCCAUGGAGAUGAAGGCAGAUAUCAACGCCAAGAAGGAAGAUAUGAUGUUCCACAAGAUCUACAUCCAGAAACAUGACAACGUCAGUAUACUGUUUGCAGACAUCGAAGGAUUCACCAGCCUGGCAUCACAAUGCACCGCACAAGAGUUGGUCAUGACACUGAAUGAACUUUUCGCUCGCUUCGACAAACUAGCUUCGGAGAACCACUGUCUGAGGAUCAAGAUCCUUGGAGACUGCUACUACUGUGUGUCUGGACUGCCUGAACCCAGGGCCGACCAUGCACACUGCUGUGUGGAGAUGGGAGUGGACAUGAUAGAGGCCAUCUCGCUGGUGAGAGAGGUCACAGGGGUCAAUGUGAACAUGCGUGUGGGUAUCCAUAGCGGCCGGGUCCACUGUGGGGUGCUGGGACUCAGGAAGUGGCAGUUUGACGUAUGGUCCAACGAUGUCACUCUAGCCAAUCACAUGGAGGCAGGGGGUGCGGCAGGGCGUAUCCACAUCACCAAGGCCACCCUACAGUACCUGAAUGGGGACUAUGAGGUGGAGCCAGGGUUCGGAGGGGACAGGAACGCCUAUCUGAAGGAGAACAACAUCGAGACAUUCCUGGUGCUGGGGUGCAGCCAGAAAAGGAAAGAGGAGAAGGCAGCGAUGGCCAAGAGUGCCAUGAUGCAGCGGGCACGUGCCAACUCCACUGAGGGCCUGAUGCCACGCUGGGUACCCGACACAAGGUUCUCCAGGACCAAGGACUCCAAAGUCUUCAGGCAGAUGGGUAUCGAUGAAACAUCCAGACAAGACAACCGCUGUGCCCAAGAGGCCUUGAACCCUGAGGAUGAGGUGGAUGAGUUUCUGGGCCGAGCCAUCGACGCCCGCAGCAUAGACCAACUCCGUAAAGACCACGUCAAGAAGUUCCUCCUCACCUUCCAGACUAAAGACCUGGAGAAGAAGUACUCUAAGAAGGUGGAUGAUCGUUUUGGAGGCUACGUGGCCUGUGGUCUGUUAGUCUUCUGUUUCAUCUGUUUCAUCCAGAUUAUCAUCUUCCCCCACACUCCUCUGAUGCUGGGUCUUUACAUCAGCAUCUUCAUCAUCCUCGUCAACAUCCUCUUCAUCUGUGCCAUCUACUCCUGCAUCAAGCUCUUCCCGGCUGCAUUGCAGACGGUGACUAAGAAGAUCGUCCAGUCUCGUACCAAUAGUACCCUGGUGGGGGUCCUCACCAUCAUACUCCUCUUCAUGUCUGCCUUCGUUAACAUGUUUACCUGUGACAGAGAGGGCCUGGUGGACUGUGUGGUGCGUGAGCGUAACCUGUCCUCCAGUUUGGUGACUCUGUGUCUACUACACAACCUGACACAGUCGGCACAGGACGGACUGACCCUGUGCCCCAGCCAGCCCAUGCCAUGCCACUUCCCUGAGUAUUUCUGCUACAGUGUUCUCCUGACCCUGCUGGCCUGCAGUGUGUUCCUCCACAUCAGCAGUAUAGGCAAGCUGGCCCUUAUGGUGCUGAUCCAGGUCACCUUCCUGCUGCUCGUGGAGUGGCCCCAGGUGGCCCUGUUCGACAACGCAGAUCUGCUGCUCACCGCCAACACCCUCUCUUUCACACCAUUGAAUGACUCUCUAGAUUGGUUUCCUAGUUUCAAUGAAACAGUUACAGAGACGUGCCAGGAGAGUGUGACCAAGGUGUCUCUAAAGGUCAUGACCCCUGUCAUCCUGACGGUGUUCGUCCUGGCUCUGUACCUACACGCUCAGCAGGUUGAGUCCACUGCACGCCUCGACUUCCUGUGGAAGCUGCAGGCUACAGAGGAGAAAGAGGAGAUGGAGGAGCUUCAGGCCUACAACCGCCGCCUCCUCCACAACAUCCUGCCUAAAGACGUGGCCGCCCACUUCCUGGCGCGGGAGCGGCGUAACGACGAGCUCUACUACCAGUCCUGUGAGUGUGUGGCCGUCAUGUUCGCCUCCAUCUCCAACUUCUCUGAGUUCUACGUGGAGCUGGAGGCCAACAACGAGGGAGUGGAGUGUCUCAGGCUGCUCAACGAGAUCAUCGCCGACUUUGACGAGAUCAUCAGUGAGGACAACUUCCGUCAACUGGAAAAGAUAAAGACCAUCGGUAGUACCUACAUGGCUGCCUCUGGCCUCAACGACUCUACCUACGACCGUGAGGGACGAUCACACAUCCUGGCUCUGGCAGACUAUGCUAUGAGACUCAGGGAACAGAUGAAGUACAUCAACGAACACUCCUUCAAUAACUUCCAGAUGAAGAUAGGUCUCAACAUGGGUCCGGUGGUGGCAGGGGUGAUCGGGGCUAAGAAGCCCCAGUAUGACAUCUGGGGGAACACUGUCAACGUGGCCAGUCGUAUGGACAGCACAGGAGUCCCAGACUGCAUACAAGUGACCACAGACCUGUACCAUGUCCUGGUAAACAAAGGUUACCAGCUCGACCACAGAGGCCUGGUCAAGGUGAAGGGAAAAGGAGAGAUGACCACCUACUUCCUGACCAGCGGUCCCAAUGGUACCCAGGGCAGUUAACAGACGGUCACGGGACUACCGCUGGCUGCUAAUACAUGAAGAGGAGAGAGAGGGAGAGAGAGCGGGAGAGGGGGGAGUGAGUGUGUGAUAAAAGAGAGCGAGAGGAGGGAGAGAGAUGAGAAAAAAAGAAACAGUUCAAAGCCCUGAAGGAAAUGUGUGUGUGUGUGUGUGUGUGUGUGUGUGUGUGUGUGUGCAAUCAUGUAUUCUUAUGCACACUACUUUAGGUUUGGGUCUCAAAUGGCUUCCUGUAUAAGCCCAGGGCCCUGGUUAAAAUUAGUGCACUGUAUAGGGAAUACGGUGCCAUAUGGGACGCAAACCAGGAAUUUUGUUCUCACUUCAAGGCUUUUGACACGAAGCUACUUGAAAGAUAUAAUGAACGAAUUAUAGUGAAGACCUAUUGCCUUAGAAGGAAAUUACUGAACAAAAGGCUAUAUUUGUUUUGUUGUGAGCUACACAGCAAAUACUUCACAUCCGGCGCUAUUAUUUAUUUUUCACUGAAAUGGAUGGAUUUUUUUGUUGUCAUGACGACCUUGUAACAAAAACUACAUAUGUAUUAUAUGAAAUAUUCAAGGAUAAGAGGAUGAGAAGGAUGACAAUGACCAAAGAACAAAUGUUUAAUUAUGAGGGACUGACGCUACACGCAUCAACCAAUUUCUGUUUGAAAUGACUGCAGAAGGAACAACUGACAUGACAGCGGAUUGAACAACUGCAAACCUGUUGUUUUUUCAGCUUUUUCUUUCUUGUCACUUUUGACAACAAGGGCCACGGAAAACAACGUCAUUGUCUUUGAUAGUGGCGAACACAUUAUUGUUUUUGACUUUGAUGUGCUUGCAAAUAUGAAAAGGAGAGCUGAGAAAUCGUGUCUUUGAUUGUGCACUGUGAACGAAGAGAGACCACACACACACGCAGAGCAGCCUUGGAUUGGAUUUCGGUGUUCCUUUCAGGGCCUCUAUUGUGUGCAGGCUAAUUCUAACCCACAUAAGGUUGUGGUUUCAUUUUUCUAUGUAUCAUCAAUGACAUUCCCUCUCUAGAUGUAUUUUUGGGGUACAAGCCAAAACAGAAACUUUAGUGACGGACAAACAAACAACUGCAUUGCUACCACGGUACCGGAAUGAGUGUUUUCAUUGCUGUGAGAUGUUUUAUAUGAAAUAAGUGUGUGCGUGUGAGGCUAAGUGUAUGCUGUUCUUUAUCUUUAAAGGGGCAUAAUUUUUCACUGUGAGGUUUUUAAGGAUUCUGUAUGACAAGUGGGGGUGCGUCCAAAAUGACACCCUAUUCCCUGUGUAGUGCGCUACAUGGGGAAUAGGGUGCCAUUUUGGACCGCACAUGUGCCAAAUUGAUGCUGCAAGGCUUAUGCGUGUCAUUUUUAUAUCUUAUGCUUUGGAGUUGUGUGUUCAUUCCUGAUUGAUGUUUGUUGAUUUUGUUUAUAUCACCUUUACUUCAUGCCGUUUAUUUUGUCUGUGAUUAUGAUCACAAUUCCAUUCCAACCCUUAAUGUCUAAAAGCCCACAAAUUGAUUUUGGAUUGUGUUUAAAGGAGGUGGUUAUCUACACACGCUGGGCCUAUAGCCUACAGUGCAAUGUUACAUGUACAGGAGAAUACACAAAAGUUACCUGGCAUGAACACUAGCUGUUAACUUGAAAUAAGAGGUACAUAUAAUGGUAGUAUCUGUACUCUAUAGUAUUUGACACCAUCAGAUAGUAUUGGUAUUUAGUACAUAGAAGCUCUUUACCCCCCCAAAGGAGUAGUUGAAACUCAUCUUAUGAAUGUACAAAAAUAUACUGUAUGUCUAUGGUGAAACUACUACUACUUACUAUUUUUGUGGUACAAACAUCAUCUGGCUUGUAUUGAAAGAAAUUCCCAGAAAACUAGUUUUAAUGGUGCCAAUACAUGCUCCCAGGGCAGGACAGGGACGUGGAAAGAGCUACUUCUGUAUUAUGGGAAGUACUAUUGCUAUUGAAUAGAAAUGAAGGUUAAUUCCCUUGAUCCCACUUAUCCCGCCAAUACUGAGGCUCACUGUACUGUACAAGGGAGUAGGUUACAGUAUGUAGGCUCUACCGUGGUGACUUGUGGCCUCUGUCUAUCUAUCUUCUUCCUCGACCUAUGUCAUGUUCAUUAGGAACGGAAGAAAAUAAGUGAAACAGGGAGGUGCUACAGUACCUGAACUUGUCAAAUGCGAAAUGGCUUGUUUAGGUUUUUCGUGGCAAAACGGAUUCCUACUGUGAACACAAGCCUAAUGAACACGAGCCUGCUGAUCCUGAGCAACCUGUGUGUAGGAAGGAAUGGAUCUCGGAUUGAAGUUGUUUUGUUCCCACUUUUUUCUUUUUUCCCCCCCAUCCUUUUCCCAUUAGUUUCUUACUGUAUUUGAGUUGAAAGGCCAACAAAAUACUGUUUGUUUGUUUUUCCAUUCCAAAAAUAACAAUAUAGCAGAAUUGAAGAAAUUAAAUGGUUUGAUUUCCCCUUAAAACGAAAUCAAUACAUUACUGUUUUGUGUUAUUGAUGAUCAUUUAUUUAUUAUUAUGUUACUAUUCAGUGUCUUCCCCUAAUCAAUGUGCAAUCUAGGCCUGUGUGUUUUUCUGCUGUUUUAUUGCAAUGCACAUUUUAUUAAAAUAAUACGUUGGAUAA
Molecule: messenger RNA, 6638 nt
Organism: Salmo salar (Atlantic salmon)
Lineage: Eukaryota; Metazoa; Chordata; Actinopteri; Salmoniformes; Salmonidae
Product: adenylate cyclase type 6
Biological process (GO): cAMP biosynthetic process; intracellular signal transduction; adenylate cyclase-activating G protein-coupled receptor signaling pathway
Cellular component (GO): plasma membrane
Molecular function (GO): adenylate cyclase activity
Source: RefSeq, a predicted model, not a curated record